CUUUGCCUAUGAGGGAGGGGAACGAGAUGUCUUCUCCCGAAACCCUCCAUGUAGGGUGGCACAACAGUGCCUGCACGCGUCUUGAUCCGUUCAAACACACUCUACCAAAGGAACAAAAAAGGAUGACUUGAUGAGAUGUGAACACUGGAGUGCAGAGGGGUGACCCUCUGUGGAGCAAGCCGUAGCUCUGGGGAGCUCCGCCGCCCAGAUCAAGCCAGGCUGAUGUUUACACAAGUUCGUGAGCAGUUUGCGUUCCUCGUCUAUAUCCGCUCCAACCCCACCGGGAGCUGUUCCGCUUCGGUGAGAUCACGAGGCGCAAAAGAUGGCACACCCUCCCGGGAUUCUUCACCCAGCGCCUCGAUGCAGUUCUCGAGACCACCUCAACCCAACACGGACCACCCGGUACAUAAACGGGAGGCCCGCCCAGCGUUACAGGGCUUGACUCGGCCCCCCGCUGGGAACGUGGCAGGGGAAGCUUUUGUCAAGCUGCUGAUAUCUCCGAACGGCAUUUUUGCUUCUUAAUCUAUCAAUUCCUUGGAUCGUUUGUUUCCUCGCCCAUCCCCUGCCCGAGGACCAGGUGCACUUUGUUCUGGCAACAAUACGAGAAAGAGCCAGUAGCCGAGCUUACACUACCACCGAGGCCACAGCAUCCGAGACUAGUACCGCCGCCAGAAAUACCGCCAUGUCAUCAGGCCAGCCUGGACCCGGAGGCUUCGUGACGCCGCCCACCACUGGACCCGGAGGCUUCGUCGCGCCGCCCACCGCCGGCGGCAACACGACCUGGCCCGGUUUCCCGCCGGGCUUCGAUCCCGCGCUGCUCCCGCACGACGACAAGGGCGCCGAGCUCAAGGCCACGGUCUGGGUCCUGUUCGCCCUGGCCACCAUCUUCUUCGCCCUGCGCAUCUACUGCCGCAUCCUCAAGAACAGGUGGCUGCUUUACGAGGACUGGGUUCUCCUCCUCUCCUACAUCUGCCUGUUCUUCAACGCCAUCAUGGUCCAGGUCCAGACGGGCCUGGGCUACGGGAAGCACUUCUACGACAUUCCGAUCGAGAACUCCAACACGAUGGCGCUCUACGGCCUCAUCACCAUCACCGUCGCCGUCAUGGGCCAGGUGUGGAGCAAAACGAGCUUCGCCAUGACCCUCUUGCACAUCACCGGCCCAAAAGCCAAAGUGUUUGUCUGGUUCCUUAUUAUCACGAUCAACGUGUUUAUGACAUUGGGCGCCAUCUUCUUUUGGGUCCAGUGCACCCCCUUCUCGAAGGCCUGGACGCCCUUAAUGGUCGGCGGCCAAUGUUGGGAUACGAAAAUAAACAUCUCAUACGGAAUUUUUGCCAGCGUAUACUCCGGUCUCGCGGAUAUAGCCCUAGCCCUUGUCCCAUGGCAGGUCAUCAUGGGCCUUAACCUGAAGAUGCAGGAGAAGCUGGGUGUUGCGCUGGCCAUGAGCAUGGGCGGCUUCGCCGGUGCUGCCGCUUUUGUCAAGGCCUCAUAUCUGCCUACUCUCGCCCCCGUCGAUUUCGUGUAUGAGGGGAAGGGCCUGGUCACCUGGGGAGCGGCGGAGACCGCCGUCACCAUCAUGGCGGCCUCCAUCCCCGUCCUGCGGGUUCUGUUUAGGGACAUGGCCUCAUCCUGCGGCUACGUCAAGGGCGCAGGGGGCAAGGGCGGCAGCGGCAGCGGCAGCGGCAGCGGCAGCGGCGUCUCCUCGUCGGCGGCCAGCAAGGGCCAGCACGGCGCCCUGGGCAACCACGCCUUCGUCCAGGCCUCGCCCACAACGGGCGCCCACGGCGGCAACAACGACUUUGGGUUCCCCGCCGGCCAGUACCAGCACUACCCGCCGCACGCUGCGGACCCCCGGCGCGGGCGGGACGUGGAGGCCAUCGCCGACAGCUACGAGAUGAUGUGGCAGGACGGCCCCGAGCGCAAGGUUUACGUGCGAUAAGUGCCGCAUGGGGCGGUAAAUUCGGGUAUGGUAAAUACGAAGGGUAAUUCGACAAAAGAUGCCGUUUGAUACAGCUUGGCGACCUGGAAAACUUUGCGCCUUGGUACGGCCACGAUUCUUUCCUGAACAGUAGCCCAGCAGCGGUCUCCGUCAGUCUGCUGGUCGUGCCAUUACAUCGGGGCUGCAAAGGCCACCCGAACGCGGAGGACCCGGACCCGUCUGCCUCCGACACAACGCCUUGUCUAGCCGGGGUAUCGUGGGAUAGGCCCUAGGCUGGUGGCUAGGUUAGGGAGGUGAGCUUAUUAGCAGCAGCGGGGGGCAGAUAAAGGUCAAUGCUGCAUGACGGGAUUUUGCGCGCCAGUGGCUUGCGUCAAAUCGGAGACUGGAUUCCAGGGUGGUUUGUCAGGGAUAAGCAUGCGUGAGGGGUCAAGUUAGGGGUACACAGGCCACCGCACAAUCUGUAGUAGAAACAAAUGUAUUGUGACUAACCGCUUAAUAAUCAAUAUGAUCACCGUUGUUGGC
Molecule: messenger RNA, 2458 nt
Organism: Gaeumannomyces tritici R3-111a-1
Lineage: Eukaryota; Fungi; Ascomycota; Sordariomycetes; Magnaporthales; Magnaporthaceae
Exons: 6
Coding region: 683-1936 (417 amino acids)
Source: RefSeq, a predicted model, not a curated record